AUGUACUGUCUUUUCGGAUUAUUUUUUGUCCAUACAGUCUUGAGCUCUACUAUUUCUAUUUCAUGGCAGAAUCACCACUCUCAAACAGACAUUGAACGUAUAAUCGGAAGAGUUGUUGAGAGAUGCCCUGAUAUUUCUUAUGCUUACUAUUUAACAACAGGUCGUACUACCACAACACAAAAUGGAAACAGACUGUUUGUGAUAGCUUUUGGGAGACAUGCUAACGCUUCUGAGAGAGAGUUUAAGUAUAUUGCAAACAUGCAUGGAGACGAAGUUGUUGGAAGAGAACUGUUAAUACGGUUGGCCGUCUACCUCUGUGAUGAGUUUAUCUCACAAAAUGCAUUCAUUCACAGACUAGUUAACCGAACGAGAAUCCAUAUUUUACCGUCAAUGAACCCGGACGGUUGGGAAAUCGCCGCAUCUAACAAAGAUUUUCACGAAUUCGGAAGAGGCAAUUCAAAGAGAGUGGACCUUAACAGGGACUUUCCAGACUUGGCGAAAAAGUUUUAUCGCAAUCUACGUAAUGGUGGACCCUUGGACCAUUUACAACCUGAUGAAAUCGAUGUGGAGAAGGUAAACUUAGAUGAUGUAAAAAUGAAAUUUCUAUGCGCCCAGAUUUUCAAAAGUCCUUCAGACUUUUUAGAUAGGGUUUUAUACUACGUGGCGAUAUAA
Molecule: messenger RNA, 672 nt
Organism: Schistosoma rodhaini
Lineage: Eukaryota; Metazoa; Platyhelminthes; Trematoda; Strigeidida; Schistosomatidae
Source: the annotation of a GenBank genome assembly